Messenger RNA from Schistocerca nitens (vagrant locust), 1632 nucleotides. RefSeq names its product protein dissatisfaction (gene dsf). Bases 1 to 1632 code for a protein of 543 amino acids. The record is from RefSeq and is a predicted model, not a curated record. Gene Ontology annotation, biological process: anatomical structure development; cell differentiation; regulation of transcription by RNA polymerase II. The transcript has 12 exons. Lineage: Eukaryota; Metazoa; Arthropoda; Insecta; Orthoptera; Acrididae. Gene Ontology annotation, molecular function: nuclear receptor activity; RNA polymerase II cis-regulatory region sequence-specific DNA binding; zinc ion binding.
AUGUUCCUGGAUGGAUAUGCUUGCAACAAGGUGAAGCCCCGUCUCACACUGUACUACGUUAUUCGGGACCGCCUCCUGGACAUCCCCUGCAAAGUGUGCGGCGACCGCAGCUCCGGCAAGCACUACGGCAUCUACAGCUGUGACGGCUGCUCGGGCUUCUUCAAGCGGUCGAUCCACCGGAACCGCGUCUACACGUGCAAGGCGGCGGGCGAGCUGAAGGGCCGCUGCCCCAUCGACAAGACGCACCGCAACCAGUGCCGGGCCUGCCGCCUCAACAAGUGCUUCCAGGCCGCCAUGAACAAGGAUGUCGGUGUGCGCGCGCAGAGCGGCAGCCGGGCCGCCGCCUCGCCCGCUGCUCCUGACAGGCAGCUGGGCAGCUCCUCGCGUCUGGACACUGCGUUUCGCGAGCGGCCGCGCCCCCCUCCACCCGACUGGGAGGGGCGCAGGCGGCUGCGCUGCCGUACUUUGCCGCAGCCGCAGCAGACCCGGGCGCCGCGCCGUGACACACGCAAACGGAAGGCGCGGCGCGGCGCUCCUCCAUUACGGCGGCUUAGCCGGGCGCCGCCAGCUAUUUACUCGUUAAAUGGCCCGCCGCCGCCGCCGCCGCCACCGCCGCCGCCAUCGCCACCACCCGCCAGUUUUACUACGCGCCUCUCAGAAGCGGCCGUGCAGCACGAGCGCGGGCCGCGAAAGCCCAAGCACCCGCCCCCGCACGGCCACGGGCACGGGCACGGCGCAGGGGGCGGCCCGCCGGCCGUGGGGGCGGUGGGGGCGGGCCCGGCGCCGCUGGUGAAGGAGCUGCCGCCGCUGCUGCUCCCGCCGCCGCCGCCGCACGUGGCGGCGCCCCCGGGCUCCGCCGCCGCUGCCGCCGCAGCCCUGCAGCCGCCGCCGCCCCCGGCGCCCCAUGUGGCGCACCAGCCGCCCCCGCACAUGUUCCUCGCCGCCCACCACCAGCCGCCGCCGCCCGGCCUCCUCCACAUCCUCAUGUCGGCCGAGAAGUGUCAGGCGGGCCCGGCGGCGGCGCUGGCGCUGUCCCCCACGUGGGAGGUGCUGCAGGAGACGACGGCGCGACUGCUGUUCAUGGCGGUGCGGUGGGUCCGCUGCCUCGCGCCGUUCCAGACGCUCUCCAAGAGGGACCAGCUGCUGCUGCUGCAGGAGUCGUGGAAGGAGCUGUUCCUGCUGCACCUGGCGCAGUGGUCCAUCCCCUGGGACCUGUCGGCGCUCUUCGGCUGCUCCAAGGCGCGCGACCGCCUGCCGCAAGACGACGCCGCCACCAACAUCGAGAUCAAGACCAUCCAGGAGAUCAUGGGCAGGUUCCGGCAGCUGUCGCCAGAUGGCAGCGAGUGCGGCUGCAUGAAGGCCGUCGUACUCUUCACGCCAGAGACGGCGGGCCUGUGCGACGUGCAGCCGGUGGAGAUGCUGCAGGACCAGGCUCAGUGCAUCCUGGGCGACUACGUGCGCAGCCGCUACCCUCGGCAGCCCACGCGCUUCGGCCGCCUGCUGCUGCUGCUGCCCAGCCUGCGCGCCGUGCGCCAGUCCACGGUCGAGCGGCUCUUCUUCAAGGACACCAUCGGCGACAUCCCCAUCCAGCGCCUGCUCGGCGACAUGUACCACAUGGACAAGUACACCUAG